Messenger RNA from Mauremys reevesii (Reeves's turtle), 387 nucleotides. RefSeq names its product SCAN domain-containing protein 1-like. The coding region runs from base 1 to 387 and encodes 128 amino acids. NCBI's taxonomy places the organism in Eukaryota, Metazoa, Chordata, Testudines, Geoemydidae. The transcript has a single exon. The record is from RefSeq and is a predicted model, not a curated record.
AUGGGCCCGGAUGACGAUCCUGAGGCCUUCCUGGUCACCUUUGAGCAGGUGGCCCUCAUCGCAGGGUGGGCCCGAGACCAGUGGGCUACGCUGCUAGCCCCAUACUUGACCGGGGCAGCCCAGACGGCCUACCGCGGACUGGCGACAGAGGAAGCCCGGGAUUAUGACCGAGUGAGAGCCGCGAUAUUAGACGCCCUGGACAUCAGCCCUGAGACCUUCAGGCAACGAUUCCGGAGCCAGACCUACCCCCCGGGCGCCCGGCCACAGUUGGUGGCCCAGACUCUAAAGGAGGCCUGCCGGCGGUGGCUACAACCGGACGUCCGGACGGCGGAGGAGGUGACCGAGCAGGUCAUCCUGGAACAGUUUAUCCACACCCUGCCCUCCUGA